This is a messenger RNA of Aspergillus terreus NIH2624, 1146 nucleotides long. RefSeq lists its product as uncharacterized. Gene Ontology annotation, molecular function: 3'-tyrosyl-DNA phosphodiesterase activity; single-stranded DNA binding; double-stranded DNA binding. Lineage: Eukaryota; Fungi; Ascomycota; Eurotiomycetes; Eurotiales; Aspergillaceae. The transcript has 3 exons. The coding region runs from base 1 to 1146 and encodes 381 amino acids. The record is from RefSeq and is a predicted model, not a curated record. Gene Ontology annotation, biological process: single strand break repair; double-strand break repair. Gene Ontology annotation, cellular component: nucleus.
AUGAGCAGUGACGGCGACACGGAUGACCCCGACCUCAGAGCGGCCAUCGCUGCUUCCUUGGGCAACUUUCCAAGUGAGGAGAACCGGCCCAACGGAAACUCACAUGAAGUCGUCGACCUGACGGCGGAAGACUCCGACUCAGACGUGGUGCCCAUCUUUCCCAAGUCCAACUCUGUCAUUGGCUCUGAGACCGAUGACGAUGAAGAGACAGUAGACGGUGAUAGUGAAGAUGAAGAUAUGAAGAAAGCAAUCGCAUUAUCUUUGCAGGAUCUCACCAAGGAUGACGAUGGCCCAUGGGAAAUCCCGGGCCCUAAUGAAAGCAACAAGCCACAGAACUCAGAUAGGCCUUCUAGCCAACAGUCCCAACAACCCCAGAACCCGACGGGGAUAUUGGGUCUGGAUAGGAAGCAGAUGGAACAGGAACGCCUUGCGCGGCUCGCGAAGAGGAAAGCUGUGGAUAUUCCUGAAGCGUCGCAGCCUGAACCCAAACAUCCAAAAAUAGAGACGCCAUCGGCAAGCCAUAAGCCCCAAAUCCCAUCUACUGAGUCCUCUGUGCAGUUCCCAGAGGGAGUAGUCAAGAAGACAUGGACUUUUGGCUUGCCCCGUCAAGGAGACGAUAUCAAGAUUGAAGAAGUCCUACAGAGAUCAGAUUUGAAGGUGGCUGUACUCAGCUCCUUCAUGUGGGACAUGGACUGGCUGUUUUCAAAAAUGGAUCAGGUCAACACCCGGUUUGUCUUCUUAAUGCAGGCCAAGGAUGAUGCCACGAAACGACAGUACGAAAGGGAGACAGCUGACCUGCGCAAUUUGAAACUGUGUUUUCCCCCAAUGGAGGGCCAGGUGCAAUGCAUGCACUCCAAAUUAAUGAUCCUCUUCCACCCUGGACACGUCCGAAUCGUCAUCCCGACCGCUAACCUGACUCCAUAUGACUGGGGCGAAAUGGGCGGCGUCAUGGAAAACACCGUAUUCCUCAUCGACCUUCCAAAGCUACACCCAGACUCCGAACGCAUCGAGACGAACUUCAAGAAAGAGUUAAUCUACUUCCUGCAGGCCAGUGCGGCGUACGAAAUGGUCACCACCAAGCUCAAUGAAUACGACUUUAGCAAAACUGCACAUAUCGCACUUGUCCAUAGCAUACAUCGUCCGUAG